Molecule: messenger RNA, 3817 nt
Organism: Python bivittatus (Burmese python)
Lineage: Eukaryota; Metazoa; Chordata; Lepidosauria; Squamata; Pythonidae
Source: RefSeq, a predicted model, not a curated record
AAAUGUUAUGAACAAAAACAGUACAAAAAUGGACUCAAAUUCUGUAAGAUGAUCCUCUCCAAUCCAAAGUUUGCUGAACAUGGAGAGACAUUAGCUAUGAAAGGCCUGACACUGAACUGUUUAGGAAAAAAAGAAGAAGCGUAUGAAUUUGUUCGUAAAGGGCUUCGUAAUGAUGUCAAAAGUCACGUGUGUUGGCAUGUUUAUGGACUCUUACAGCGCUCCGAUAAAAAAUACGAUGAAGCGAUUAAGUGCUAUCGAAAUGCUCUUAAGUUAGAUAAAGACAAUCUACAAAUCCUAAGAGAUCUUUCACUGUUGCAGAUCCAAAUGAGAGAUCUUGAAGGAUAUAGAGAGACCAGAUAUCAGUUACUGCAGCUGCGGCCCACUCAGAGGGCAUCGUGGAUUGGCUAUGCAAUUGCAUAUCAUUUGUUAAAAGAUUAUGACAUGGCCUUAAAACUAUUAGAAGAAUUUAGGAAAACACAGCAGGUUCCCCCUAACAAAAUAGACUACGAAUAUAGUGAAUUAAUAUUGUACCAGAACCAAGUGAUGAGAGAAGCAGAUCUGUUUCAAGAAUCUUUGGAACAUAUAGAAACUUAUGAGAGGCAAAUCUGUGAUAAACUCAUGAUAGACGAAAUUAAAGGGGAAAUGUUGCUGAAUUUGGGUCGCCUCGAAGAAGCUGCUGAAAUAUACAAAGAACUUCUUGACCGGAAUGCAGAAAAUUGGAGUUACUACGAAGGCCUGGAAAAAGCUUUACAGCCACACUCUUUAGAAGAGAGGCUAGAAUUGUAUGAAGAAAUAAGCAAGCGACAUCCACGAGCUGUUUCACCUAGAAGGUUACCUUUAAACUUUGUCACAGGUGAAAAAUUUAGAGAGCUAAUGGAUACAUUCCUGAGGGUUAACUUCAGUAAAGGUUGCCCUCCUCUGUUUACCACUUUGAAAUCUUUAUACUACAGUACAGAAAAGAUUUCAACAAUCCAAGAGCUUGUUACCGGUUACGAAACUUCUUUGAAAACCUGUCACUUGUUUAGUCCACAUGAAAAUGGGGAGCGAGAACCUCCAACAACGCUGCUUUGGGUUCGUUACUUCCUUGCACAGCAUUUUGACAAGCUUGGCCAGUUUUCCUUGGCAUUGGAUUACAUUAAUUCUGCUGUUACUAGUACUCCAACACUAAUAGAGUUAUUCUAUUUGAAAGCCAAAAUUUAUAAGCAUGUAGGCAAUCUCAAAGAAGCUGCGAAAUGGAUGGAUGAGGCACAAUCCUUAGAUACAGCAGACAGAUUCAUCAAUUCCAAGUGUGCAAAGUACAUGCUACGGGCAAACAUGGUCAAGGAUGCUGAGGAAAUGUGUUCCAAGUUCACAAGGGAGGGGACUUCUGCAACAGAGAAUCUCAAUGAAAUGCAAUGUAUGUGGUUUCAGACAGAGUGUGCGUUAGCUUUUCAAAGAUUAGGAAAAUACGGGGAUGCUCUGAAACAGUGCCACGAAGUGGAGAGGCACUUUUUCGAGAUCACAGAUGAUCAGUUUGACUUCCAUACGUACUGCAUGAGAAAGAUGACCCUGCGUGCCUAUGUUGAUCUCUUGAGGUUGGAAGAUGUUCUGAGAAAACACACUUUUUAUUUCAAGGCUGCUCGAUCAGCAAUUGAAAUUUACUUGAAGCUUCAUGACAACCCCCUAGCCAGUGAGAGCAAAGAGCAAGAAGUAAAUUCAGAAAACCUUUCUGCCAAAGAACUUAAGAAGAUGCUCAGUAAGCAAAGGCGAGCACAGAAAAAGGCUAAACUUGAAGAGGAGAGAAAGCAUGCAGAAAGAGAGAGGCAGCAGAAGAAUCAGAAGAAGAAACGAGAUGAAGAAGAAGAAGAAACUAGUGGCCCCAAGGAAGAAUUAGUUCCUGAAAAACUGGAAAGGGUUGAGAAUCCAUUGGAGGAAGCUAUUAAGUUUCUUAUACCUCUGAAGAAUCUUGUGGCAGAUAACAUAGACACCCAUCUAUUAGCCUUUGAAAUAUAUUUUAGGAAAGGAAAGUUUCUGCUAAUGUUGCAGUCAGUGAAAAGAGCUUUUGCUAUCGAUGACAAUAACCCUUGGCUACAUGAAUGUUUGAUUAAAUUUUCUAAGUGUGUGUCAAAUCAUAGUAAUUUGCCAGAAAUUGUGAACAAAGUCCUUACCCAAGAAAUGCAGAAGAUUUUUAUUAGCAAAGAUUUGGAAAGUUUUAAUGAAGAAUUUCUCAAGCGCAAUUCUACCUCUAUACGGCAUCUGCUUUCAGGUGCCAAAAUGAUGUAUUUCCUGGAUAAUUCAAGGCAAGAGAAAGCGAUUGCUAUUGCUACUAGACUAGAUGAAGCCAUGAGAGACAGAAAUGUGAAGACUUUAACAACGGUUUUGGAUUUCUUACUUGAUGGCACCUUUGGAGAAUGCCACAGCCAGAGCGAGGGGUAUCGGACAGCGUGCCACAAACUGUUUCCUUUAGCGUCUGCCUUUAUGCCUCCCGCCAAUGAAGAUGACAGUUGCUUUGCACCAAUGAAUCAUACAGCCAUUAAUCAUGAUGUGCUGUCCAAUGAAAUGUAAAACAGAAGACAGACUGGCUGCUGACAGGUCAGGUUUCUGCAGGAUCUAAUCGGAACGAUUCAGGCGUCAAGCCCAGGCAACUGGAUGCAAAUCUACUGUGCUGUAUCUCCUUUGCCCUCAACAAGAGCUGCCAAUGUUAUUGUUACUCUCUCUGCAUAAUACUGGUCAUGUUUAUACUUGUACAGCUAUGAAUCUUUCUAUUUUAAAUCAUGGACCCAUAAAUUUUAUUGCAUAGCCCAAUAAAUACAGUCACCUCUUUCAAAACAUGUUGGGUGGAAGACAGGGAUGUCCAUGGGGCGAUCAAAGAAGAUGCCGUCAUCUUGACUUUGUUCCCCCACCCCGGCCCCGGACAGCCCUGGAUGGGAAAGUUGGCAAACCAGAAUAGAUAUAACAUCACAUGUGUUCCUCAUUGUUUUCAUCUUCUCUGUUUCUUUCAAAGCACGAAUCCUCAUGAUAGGUCCUGGCAUACAGUAGUGUGUCAGUCUCAUAGUGUUGUAUGGAAAUGCUGCUGAUUAAUUGGAAAGGCUCAUUUGGGUUUUUAAAUUGGAAUAUGUAUUUUUUUAAAACUGCAGAUUACCUUGGUCCAAAAUUAUUCAUUUCAACAAUUCAUUAAACGCUUAGUACCAUUCAGUUGCCAUUAGACUGUUAAGAUACCUUUUUGUUACUUAGGAAUUUUAAAACAUUUCCCUUCAAAAACAGAGAAAAAAACAGUUAAUGGAGAAUAUGGUCUUGUCUUAAUAAUAAUGGUGAGCUACAUUAAAAUUCUCAAGAAAUGAACCUGAAAUCAAUAUUUCCAAAAAUAUUAUUGUUUUACAUGCUGUAAAGCUAUUAACGUUAAGAUGUUAUUUUUAAAAAAGCACAAUUAAGUCUAAUUAUAAAGUGCAUUUCAUCUUUUUUUCCCCGUUUAUUUUUUAUGAGUUAAUCUAAAUGCAUUUCACCUACAACAUAUCGAAGUUUUGAUUCAGUUGUUUUAAGGGAUUUUCUUCAGGAGUUAAAUGACAUGAAAAUGUAAAAAAGUAAAAAUACACUGUGGCUUGUAUAAAAAAAUUCAUUUUGGGGGGAAAACAAUGGAACCAGUUUGUUUUCAUUUUUUUGAGUAAUGUAAAUAUUUAAGAUUACUUAGGUCCUAUGCAAAAUUCAAAAAGGGAAGUUUUACCGAGGUAAAUGUCAUUAAGACAAUCUCCUUUGUCAUCUACUUAGGAUCAAUAGUUGAAUGAAAACUUACUGUAAAAAGUCAACAAUGUAAUGCUGUAAUAAAUUAUUUUGUACACUU